AUGAAGUCAGACCUUUGGUAUUUCUUUCUCUUCUGCUUCCAAGUUGAAGUUCUAAUGGGAGAAAUCAAUGGCUCUGCCAAGUAUGAGAUGUUUACAUUUCACAAUGGAGGUGUUCAAAUUUUAUGCAAAUACCCCGAGAUUGUCCAGCAAUUCAAAAUGCAGCUGCUGAAAGGGAAACAAGUCCUCUGUGACCUCAGGCAGACAAAGGAAAGUGGAAACACGGUGUCCAUUAAGGCUCUGAAAUUCUGUCAAUAUCAAUUAUUCAACAACAGCGUCUCUUUUUUUCUGUAUAAUUUGGACAGUUCUCAUGCCAGCUAUUACUUCUGCAAACUAUCAAUUUUUGAUCCUCCUCCUUUUCAAGUAGAGAUUCUUAGAGGAGAAUAUUUGCAUAUUUAUGAAUCACAGCUCUGUUGCCAGCUGAAGUUCUGGUUACCCAUAGGAUGUGCAGCUUUUGCGGUAGUCUACAUUUUUGGAUGUGUAUUUAUUUUUUGGCUUACAAAAAAGAAGUAUCAAUCCAGUGUGCAUGACCCGAAUAGUGAGUACAUGUUCAUGGCAGCAGUGAACACAGCUAAAAAACCUGCACCACCAGAACUCUCUGGCACCCGUGCGUGACACACAUUGGCCGGUUCCCCCCAGCUUGAAGUGAGAGAGUCCCUUGUUUCCU
Lepus europaeus (European hare) is the source of this 664-nucleotide messenger RNA. It is a transcript of the gene ICOS, whose product is annotated as inducible T cell costimulator. The transcript has 5 exons. Bases 1 to 612 code for a protein of 203 amino acids. NCBI's taxonomy places the organism in Eukaryota, Metazoa, Chordata, Mammalia, Lagomorpha, Leporidae. Gene Ontology annotation, biological process: cell-cell adhesion; T cell tolerance induction; T cell costimulation. The record is from RefSeq and is a predicted model, not a curated record.